This is a messenger RNA of Myotis lucifugus (little brown bat), 6439 nucleotides long. RefSeq names its product STEAP2 metalloreductase (gene STEAP2). The transcript has 6 exons. The record is from RefSeq and is a predicted model, not a curated record. Gene Ontology annotation, biological process: copper ion import. Gene Ontology annotation, molecular function: ferric-chelate reductase (NADPH) activity; cupric reductase (NADH) activity. Bases 261 to 1733 code for a protein of 490 amino acids. NCBI's taxonomy places the organism in Eukaryota, Metazoa, Chordata, Mammalia, Chiroptera, Vespertilionidae. Gene Ontology annotation, cellular component: endosome; plasma membrane.
ACCGAUCCCACCCCCUACUCCUCAACUCUGGGUCUUCCCUCGUUCCCAGAUACACCGGAGGUUGGGCCCAGGAGAAAAGGCCAGGAUCGAGACAGCGUCCCAGUGCCCUGUUGCUCAAAGAGGGGUCUGCAGACCAACGGCAGCAGCUCACUGUACUAGAAAUGCAGAAUCUUGGGCCUCACCCCAGAACUGCUGAAUCAGAGUCAGCGUUUUAACAAGAUUCUCAGGAUAUCCCUGGUGAUCUUGGAAGAGUCUGUGUCAUGGAAUCUAUCUCGAUGAUGGGAAGCCCUAAGAGCCUUAGUGAUACUUUUUUGCCUAAUGGCAUAAAUAGUAUCAAAGAUGCAAGGAAGGUCACUGUAGGUGUCAUUGGAAGCGGGGAUUUUGCCAAAUCCCUGACCAUUCGACUUAUUAGAUGUGGCUAUCAUGUGGUCAUAGGAAGUAGAAAUCCUAAAUUUGCUUCUGAAUUUUUUCCUCAUGUGGUAGAUGUCACUCAUCAUGAAGAUGUUCUAACAAAAACAAAUAUAAUAUUUGUUGCUAUACAUAGAGAACAUUACACCUCCCUGUGGGACCUGAGACAUCUGCUCGUGGGUAAAAUCCUGAUUGAUGUGAGCAAUAACAUGAGGGUAAACCAAUAUCCAGAGUCCAAUGCUGAAUAUUUGGCUUCCUUAUUCCCGGAUUCACUGGUUGUCAAAGGAUUUAACGUUAUCUCAGCCUGGGCACUUCAGUUAGGGCCAAAGGAUGCCAGCCGGCAGGUUUAUAUUUGCAGCAACAAUAUUCAAGCUCGACAACAGGUUGUGGAACUUGCCCGGCAGUUGAAUUUUACUCCCGUGGACGUGGGAUCAUUAGCAUCAGCCAGGGAGAUUGAAAAUUUACCCCUGCAACUCUUUACUCUCUGGAGAGGGCCAGUCGUGGUAGCCAUAAGCCUGGCUACGUUUUUCUUUCUUUAUUCCUUUGUCAGAGAUGUGAUACAUCCCUAUGCUAGAAACCAGCAGAGUGACUUUUACAAGAUUCCCAUUGAGAUUGUGAAUAAAACCUUGCCCAUAGUUGCCAUUACUUUGCUGUCCCUGGUGUACCUAGCAGGUCUCCUGGCAGCUGCUUAUCAACUUUAUUACGGCACCAAGUAUAGGAGGUUUCCACCUUGGUUGGAGACCUGGUUGCAGUGUAGAAAACAGCUUGGAUUACUAAGUUUUUUCUUCACUUCGGUCCAUGUUGCCUAUAGCCUCUGCUUACCAAUGAGAAGAUCAGAGCGAUACUUGUUUCUCAACAUGGCUUAUCAGCAGGUUCAUGCAGACAUUAAAAACUCUUGGAACGAGGAAGAAGUUUGGAGAAUUGAAAUGUAUAUCUCCUUUGGCAUAAUGAGCCUGGGCUUACUGUCCCUCCUGGCAGUCACCUCCAUCCCUUCAGUGAGCAAUGCUUUAAACUGGAGGGAAUUCAGUUUUAUUCAGUCUACUCUUGGCUAUGUCGCUCUGCUCAUAAGCACUUUCCAUGUUUUAAUUUAUGGAUGGAAACGAGCUUUUGAAGGAGAGUACUACAGGUUUUACACACCACCAAACUUUGUUCUCGCUCUUGUUUUGCCAUCAAUUGUAAUUCUGGGUAAGAGCAUUUUACUUCUUCCAUGUCUAAGCCAAAAGCUAAAGAGAAUUAAAAAGGGCUGGGAAAAGAGCCAGUUUCCAGAAGAAGGUGUUGGAGGAGCAGUUCCUCAUUUCUCACCAGAAAGGGUCACAGUCAUGUGAUGAUAAAUGGUGCUCGCUGAUGCCAUAAGACUUCCUACUCAUGCCAUUACUUGUAUGACUUCCUGUGUGUUCAGUCGCCAGUGUGCUGUCAAAUUGCUAUGGGCUGAAACUUGUUCAAUGUGAUCUCAGCCAAAUAGUGGUAGAAUUUUCUUCAAAUUCAUGUUCACAAAUGUCAUUUUUUGUCAAUAUAGAUUUUUGUAGUUGACUUAUUGUUAAAAUGUAGGUGUUUUUGUUGUUGUUUUGCACAACUGUGACAUUACUAUUAUUUUAACAAACUGUAUUCCACAGUCAGGCAAAAAUAUUUAUAGUUAAUAAUAUAGAUUACAAUAUAAUGUUAAAAACUCUUUGCAAACCAGCAGAAUUUUAAGUUUUAAUAUAAUUCAAUAGAUAAGUUGUUUUCUGAAGCUCAAGGUUUUAAUUAUUAUCCAGUGUAAGAAUUAGAAAUGCAUAAUCAUAUAUUUUUUUAAGAAAGGAUGUAUUACAUUAGCAUCUAGGUAAGAGUACAUGAUUAUAUUCCUAUAUUUCUCUCAUAAGAUAGGAUUUGAAGAAUGUCAUUGAUUUUGUGAAUUGAUGUGAUUAUGUGAACAAACACAAAACUGAAAAGACAAAUUGAACCUGAAAUUAUAUUUAAAAAUGCAUUGAAGAUAUGAAAGAUAUACUGGUAAUGUGUACUCCAUGAAAGAUUUUCUCCCUUACCUUGUUACAAAGCAGUUCCAUUUGAAUAUGUUGUCAGGGAGAAGACUGGAAUUGUUGGCCUCCAAAACUGAUUUUGCUAAUAUAGUACCAAUCCUGGAAAUCGUAUAAUUGUUUCUAGUUAAAGGGAAAAUAUUAGUUAUACACACAGGUAGCUGUUUGUCAACCGAUCUAUGUUGUUGCACCUUAGCCAAUCAUCACACUCUAUGGUGCAGGAUUUUACGGAAGUUCAUUGAGGGAUUCUAACAUGCCAUGUACUGUUGUUCUAAGCACUUGUAUUAUCCCAUUUAAUACUUAAAACAGUCCUGUGACAGGGGUAGCUAUCAUUCUCAUUCUACAUAUGAGAAAACUGAAGAAAAAAAGUUAAGUAAUUUGCCCAAGGUCAUGGAGUUAGUGGCAGAGCCAGCAUUGAAGCCCCAGCAGUCAUAUUUCAGAGGCUGUGAUUUUAACCACUAGGCUGAAUGGCCCCUGCUCCAUCUCUGUGCAUUGCAUUCAUAAUGCCCAUCUUUCUGCUUCCUCUUUUGUAUAAAGGCAUUGACAUCCUUGAGAGUGAGUUGUGGUUCUCGAAUUGUGAUACAAUCCACAGUUCUUACCUUGAGGGAGGAUCUUGCCUGGGACGUGACCCAGGAGACCCAUGGCAGUCCGUACGCCUCCCAAUACCGUGAGGGACUCCAGCAGAGAUAGGGCCAUGGCAAUUUUAAUAAAUGGCUGAGGUCCUACAGAAUCUUAAAAAGUCCCUGUAGGUUGGUCAUCUCCUUUUCUCUUCUUGAGAAGUCCUCCUGCCUGCUCAACCAUUCACUGGGGAGCAGUUUGCAAGCUUGAAGGAUAUUAGGGGACGUGGUCAAUUAUAAAUCUACUCUGGAGAUAUAUAAUCAUACAAAUUAUUCAUAAAAAUUUUCAGUGCUGACAUUCCACAUUAAAAUGUCAUUUUAUUCAGACUUUGGUUAGAAUGGCCUACAUUUUCCCCCAUAUGCUCUCUCUUAUUAAAAUAAAAAAUUGCAGACAAGAUACAAUUAUACGCACUUCUCUGGAAUUAUAAUAUUUCUAAACGUACCCUCUGAGGACUACUGAAUCCAGCUGCCAAAAAUCAAAGGGCAUUUACUGAGUGGAGGCUGCCUUUCCCACCAAUGGCUUUUUCCCUACUGUGCAUUAUGCCAGUUUGGUAAAUCACUCAUGAUUCUCUGAUGUUCUCUUCUUGGUGAAGUUUAAUGUCUUUUACUUUUUAAUUGAGCUCUCCAUUUUCUUUAUUUUAAUUAUAGUAUUCCCCUCUUGAUAAUUACUUGUUAGUUCUUAGUAGGAAUUCAAUUGGGUGAUAACUUUUAAAGGUAAACACUCAUAAACUACUGUAGUGGACUAGUGAAAUUAGCAUAUUUUCAAUACUUUCUUGUUCCUUAAGUUUCACUGUCUUAAGACCAUAUGUUCACCAUUUCAUGUGAAAAUACAAUUAAAUAUUCUUAAAAGUUAGAUGACUAUGGAAGUAUAUUGUUGCACAUAUAUAUUGAGUAGCCAAUGUAUUAUAAAUAAAAUGAUUACUCUUAGAGAUAAAUGGGGACUUUGGAAAUAUGAAAAAACAGUUUAUAAAAAAAUAUAUAUAAGAUGUAACUUGUUUCAAAUGGUAUCUCCUUUUCUCCUUUACAACGAUAAAGUUAGUUUUGAAGUUUUAGAAUAAAGGUAGUAUAUUAUAACUCUAAAUAUUUCAAAGCUUUUCUAAAAUGCAAAAACAUUGACUUAGUUGUUUUAUUCAGUUGACAUUUAAUUGCUUUAUUUUACUAUUUCCUACCUGAUUUUCUUCAUCACUUUUUUUCAUAAUCACUUUUAUGAAAAAUCAUUACUCUGGCCUCAGAAGUAGGACUGAAUUCUGUUCUUGCUAGAUGUGAGAAAGUGGUGGGUACUUUAAAGUAAUAGGAAUUUGUUUUCUAAUCUGUACUUCGAGAAGUGCCCCUGAGAAAAAUUAUAAGAAUGUAGAAAACAUAUCCAGUCUUAAACUUAUGCAAAAAAUCAAGUAAUUUUUUCCUAAGAAGAAAAUAAUCCUGGACUGAUCAUGCUACUUAGCCUUUUUUGUGCAGAUGUCAUAUGUCUCCGCUAUUAAUAAUUUUUAAGAUCAUGUUUAAAUAAGAAUAUAUUCAUGCUAACAUAUAUUUUUCAAAGCAUUUAUAGAAAUUUAGCUGAGAUUGCCUAUGUGUAGAGAUUUUUAUUUAAAUUUUAAAAUAUUUUAAAGUAUGAAUAAAUUAUAUUUAUAGUAUUUAUCAGAGAUGAUUAUUUUGUGCUAUGUAUGGGAUUGGCUAAUGAGCUCCAGUGUUAAACUACCUGAUUAUUUUCUAGUAGAUUGGCAUAAUCCUGACUUGAUUAAGGAAUUUUACUUUUGAAAUUAAUUUGAUAAUAGUAGCAUAAGGUAUAUUCAUUCAUACAGUCAGAUUAUGAAAAUUAUUUGUGUAAAAGGGCUUAAAGAAUAAAUCAUAUCCAUAUUUUUGUAUUGUUUAUCUUCUAUGAAAUAUAAAACAUUAAUUCUUUUUAAUUGCCUUUUGCCAUUGAACUAUUUCAUAGUAAAUUCGGUUGAGAGUUCCUCCAAAAGAGGUUUAUUUGUGAAUUUUAAGGUUUCUUAAUGAGACAUUUUAAAUAAAGGACCAUAAAUUAUAUUCAUAAGUAUUUCUUUAGGAAUAAUAUAAACACUGAACCCGUGUCAGUCUAUAAAAUCUGUUUUGAAAUAAGUAAACAGCCUAAAAUGUUAUUGAAAUUAUUUUGUAAACUCAUGACUUAGAGCAGUGCCAAUGUAUUACAAAUAAUACACCGUGGUCCAGGGUUAAGAUUAAUAUCUGUGAUGUGUCAUCUAGAAAAGGAGAUGCUCCACCUUCAAUUGUUCAUAAGUCAGUACGUCAGUAAAACACAUUCUGAUGUGUAUUCAGUCUAUGUAACGGCUCUAAAUGGAACUGUAAUAAUUUUAGUGGAAACACAAUCUGUUUUACCUUUGAACAGUGAAUUUUACAGGAAUGAAAAGUUCUUCAAUUUCUUUAAUGUGAAAAAUUGUAAAGUGCUAAUAUUCAGAAAUUCUGCCCAUAUGAUACCAAAACAAUGCUUAGUUCAGCCUAACACAUAUGCAUACUGAGAUUUUUGCUUUCCAAAUCAUUGGGUUUUCAUACAUGCAGCCAUUCAAAAUUAGGGCAGACUAUAUGGAUAGUCCCAGUGACUAGCCUGGCUAAGUUAAAUCACCAAAGCAGGGGCUUUUGUAUGAUUUCCAUAAUGUCAACUUCUAGGAAAUAUUUUCUCAACAUUUUCUUUAAAGGUUUUACAUAGUGUUUCAGAUAUCCUACUGAACAGGGACUACAUAGUUACCCUGCUUCUUUAAAAGCUGCUGUCUGUCAAAUUCCUCCACUGCCCUUGCAGUUGGUGGUCCCAUGUGACUAUGUGUUGUCCAGAGAGAUGUAUGGGGAAUGUAUGAGUGACUUCCUGGAAGGGGCUUCCAGCAUGUGUUCUUUAUCUUAUUCCUCCGUCUUGCUGCGGGAAUUCUGGAAAUAACAGGAGCCUUGACAAAUCCAAGAGUACCAAGGCCACACCCUAAGGAAGGCACGUUGGAGACUAGAAAGAUCUUGACUACUACAUUACUUGGAUUGCCCUUUCCAGUAUUUAAGCCAUUGUAAACUUGGGUUUCUUUAUAUGAAGUCAAAAUCAACCCAUUCCAGCCUUCAGUUUUUUGUCAGGAUACCGUUCAACACUGUUUGAAUAAACUAGAAUGCAAUAAUUCUUACCUUUAAAAGUUUUUAAAGGAAAAUGUGCAGUUCAUGUUAGAAUCGGUUUUCCAUUGUUAAUUAAUUAUACUCAUCUUCUUGUCUUGAUCUUUGAUUAAAUAUUUUGUAUCCGCUUAGAAAAUAGUCUUCUUUAUAACUGUGUAAUAGAUAUUUGCUAAAACUCUGUAAUCACCCAAUUAUUGCUAUCAAAUUAUAUGCUAUGUUUUUAUAUCACUCUCAUAGAUCUGCCUUAUAAACCCCUAAAUAAAAGUACUAUUUAAUGUGUUUUAA